AGGCUUUAAAACUCUCCACCGGUAAAAAUGGGACAGUCGUUCUCUUCCUCGUUCAAUGCAAAGCAAACGUCUUCAUCAACUCCACAAAAGUCGACAAAGACACCGACGUGCUCUGACCCUCGUUCACCCAGCCAGGAUAUCGAGAGAACUCCAAUUCAAGUCAAGACAGUUGAGAAUGACGAAAACGGAUCCUCGGAAAGUUCAACAACGAAAGCCGAUAAGCCACGGAAGACAAGCUUGAGACAAAAGAUGUUCGCUAGGAAGAAGAAUAUGAAUUCAGAGACUGAUGAGUAAGCCAUCUUCUUCGCUCCAAAUCUGCUUCAAAAUCAUGCAUCAUAACUGCCUCGGAGAUUGAUACUCGUUCUUCAUUCUGCAAUCUCGUUGUUCCAUGGGUUUCAAUUAAUAAUAUCUCAAUUUUCCCCUCACCUUACGCUUUAUUCCAUUCUCCCAUUCAAAAAGUGCCGUUUUCAAUGACUUCUCCCGAGUUUCAAAAGUUCCAAACAACGGGGCAUCCCAUAUCGACUUAUCACUAAUUUCUGUAUCAUGCCCAUUCCAUUUCACUCUGUCACACACUUUUUUAAUAUCUUCGUCAAUCUUGAUUAUAAUGGUUACGAACGUUUUCUGUAAGCCAUGCAUAAUUUUUUGUAUAUAAAUAACUGAUUUUC
Molecule: messenger RNA, 665 nt
Organism: Caenorhabditis elegans
Lineage: Eukaryota; Metazoa; Nematoda; Chromadorea; Rhabditida; Rhabditidae
Gene: K03H1.7
Product: Ovule protein
Exons: 3
Coding region: 28-294 (88 amino acids)
Source: RefSeq, marked reviewed